Messenger RNA from Phodopus roborovskii (desert hamster), 4971 nucleotides. It is a transcript of the gene Fyb1, whose product is annotated as FYN binding protein 1. The transcript is spliced from 19 exons. Gene Ontology annotation, biological process: T cell receptor signaling pathway; integrin-mediated signaling pathway; protein localization to plasma membrane. NCBI's taxonomy places the organism in Eukaryota, Metazoa, Chordata, Mammalia, Rodentia, Cricetidae. The coding region runs from base 188 to 2650 and encodes 820 amino acids. Gene Ontology annotation, molecular function: lipid binding; protein binding. Gene Ontology annotation, cellular component: plasma membrane. The record is from RefSeq and is a predicted model, not a curated record.
ACAGACAAACCUGCCAAGCAUCAGAAUAUGCCACUAUUUCUUGGAGUUUGCAUGCAGGACAGACACAGCAGCUAAAAAUCAAGGGGAUUCAAGGCAUGGCCCCCAGGAAAACCCACUAAACGAGCCUAUCCACCUUCCCUUCUUCUUCUGCAGCUACCAGGAUGGAAAAACAGAUGUGAAGUCCCUCAUGGCGAAGUUCAACACAGGGACUAACCCGACAGAGGAGGUCUCCAUCAACAGCAGGCCCUUCAAAGUUGCAGGACAAAAUGCGCCUUCGGGAAUACAGGCAAGAAAGAAUUUAUUUGACAACCAAGGAAAUGCCAGUCCUCCCGCAGGACCCAGCAACACGCCUAAAUUUGGGACCACAAAACCACCCUUGGCAGCGAAGCCUACCUAUGAGGAUAAAUCUGACAAGGAUCCCAAACCUCCAUUUUUAAAACCUAGUGGAGUAAACCAAAGAUUUGGAACACAGCCAACUUCGGCUUCUAGAGACCCUGAGGUCAAAGCGGGGUUUCUGAAACCUGUAAGCCCCAAACCCACCAGCUUGACUAAAGAAGAUCCCAAACCGGCGUUUUUACGGCCUUCUGGGAACAAGCAGCACAAUUUGAACCAAGAGUCUGACUUGAAGACGCCAGGACCAAAGCCAGGGGCUACUCCCCCAGUCCCAGAAAACGAUCUAAAGCCAGGGUUCUCAAAGGUGGCUGGAGCUAAGAGCAAAUUUAUGCCAGCCACACAAGAUGCUGACUCCAAACCCCGAUUUCCCAGACACACUUUUGGCCAGAAGCCAUCCCUGAGUACAGAGGACUCCCAGGAAGAGGAGAGUACCUCUAAGAAUGUGGCUGUCCAGAAAGGAUCCCCAAUGCCACUAGGGGCCAAGGGCAAGGGUGGCCCUUUCAAACCAGCUAGGGAAGACACAGAGGAUAAAGACAAUGGAACUUCAAGUUCACCCUUUGCAGGAGUGAUUCUGAAACCUGCUGCAAGCAGAGGGAGCCCGGGGCUCUCCAGAAACUCUGAAGAAAAAAAAGAAGAGAGGAAAACAGAUGCUACAAAGAACAUUUUUCUGAGUAAAAUGAACCAGGAAGAGCCGGCCAGAUUCCCCAAGGCCCCUUCCAAGCUGACAGUGGGGACACCAUGGGGCCAAAGUCAGGAGAAGGACAAAGGAGACAAGAAUUCAGCAGCCCCCAAGCAGAAGCCUCUGCCUCCGCUGUCUGUCUUGGGCCCACCUCCACCCAAGCCCAGCAGACCACCCAACGUUGACCUGACCAGAUUCCGAAAAGCUGACACAGCCAACAGUACCAGCAAAAGUCAGACACCUUACUCAACAACUUCCCUGCCACCACCUCCAAUGUCCCAUCCAACCAUUCAGCCACCACUGCCAGCGUCUCAUCCAACACAACCGCCAGUCCCAAGCCUACCCCCCAGAAACAUUAAGCCUCCCCUUGACCUGAAAAAUACUAUAAAUGAAGAAAGUCAAGACAGUGUCACGCACUCUGAUGGUCCUGGAAUUCUAGAAGAGGAUCAAGAGAGUGAAGGAGAAACAUAUGAAGACAUAGAAUCAACCAGAGAAAGAGACAAGAAACGGGAAAAGGAGGAAAAGAAGAGGUUAGAGCUGGAACGGAAGGAACAGAAAGAAAAAGAGAAGAAAGAACAAGAAUUAAAGAAGAAAUUUAAGCUAACAGGCCCCAUUCAAGUCAUCCAUCAUGCAAAAGCGUGCUGUGAUGUCAAAGGGGGGAAGAAUGAACUGAGCUUCAAGCAAGGGGAGGACAUUGAAAUAAUCCGCAUCACAGACAAUCCAGAAGGAAAAUGGCUGGGGAGAACUGCCAGGGGGUCAUAUGGUUACAUUAAAACAACUGCUGUUGAGAUUGACUAUGAUUCUCUGAAACGGAAACAGAACACUCUCAAUGCUGUUCCAUCAAGACUUGUUGAAGAUGACCAAGAAGUUUAUGAUGAUGUGGCUGAGCAGGAUGCUCCUAACAGCCACAGUCAGAGCGGAAGUGGAGGCAUGUUCCCUCCACCACCAGACGAUGACAUAUAUGAUGGGAUAGAAGAAGAAGGCGCUGAUGAUGGAUCCAUGCUGCAGGUUGAAGAGAAGACCAACACGUGGUCCUGGGGGAUUUUGAAGAUGUUAAAGGGAAAAGAUGACAGAAAGAAAAGUAUUCGAGAGAAAUCUAAAGUCUCUGAUUCAGACAAUAAUGAAGGUUCAUCUUUCCCUUCUCCUCCUAAAGAACUGGAUGCGGGAGAAGAAGUUUACGAUGAUGUGGAUGCCUCAGACUUCCCUGCUCCACCUGCAGAGAUGAGUCAAGGAAUUAAUGUUGGAAAGGCAAAAACAGAAGAAAAAGAUCCCAAGAAGCUCAAAAAGCAGGAGAAAGAAGAAAAGGAUCUCAGGAAAAAAUUUAAGUAUGAUGGUGAAAUUCGAGUUCUCUAUUCAACGAAAGUUGCUUCCUCCAUAACUUCUAAAAAGUGGGGAGCUAGAGAUCUGCAGAUAAAGCCUGGAGAAUCGCUUGAAGUUAUUCAAAACACAGAUGACACCAAAGUUCUCUGUAGGAAUGAAGAAGGCAAAUAUGGUUAUGUCCUUCGGAGUUACCUGGUGGACAAUGAUGGAGAAAUCUAUGAUGACAUUGCUGAUGGUUGCAUCUACGACAAUGACUAGCACUCAGGCUAAUGACUAGCACUCAAGCUGUCCAUUCUGCUGUUUCUGUUAGUGGACAACAUGAAUUUUAAUUGGGAUGAUCUUGGGUAUCAUAGAAAAAUAUGAAUGUACAAAAUGAAAUUUCAAUCUCUUUAUAAAAUUUUCUAAUUUUAAACUGGGAAAAUGAACUCUGUUUAGUACAUCAAAAGAUUGGCAGUGAGAUACAAGAAUGUAUCCCCUUUUUUUCUUUCAUUCUCUUUUCUUUUGAGCAGGGGGUUCUUACUUUGCAGUUUGGGCCAUCUUCCUGCCUCAGCCUCCCAAUUGCUGUGAAACAGACAUGAGCCGCCACAACUGGUUUAAGGAUCCCAUUUUAUUUCAGUUAUGCUUAUGAAGGCACUUUGUUUUUAGACUACCAUUAGGGAAUCUUCCCUACCAUAUCUCCUUUUAAAGAAAUAAAUAAAAUCAAAGACGUCCUAGAGGAAGAAGGAAGAAGAAUAUAAAGAAUGAAUUUUUAUUUUUAAUUCCACAAGAAGACAACUUACUGCUCGUGCUGUGCCUUGCAUUACCUGUUCAAGUUGCCUACCCAGACAAAGCAGAGCUAGCUCCUCUAGUUUCUGAAAGACAGCACAGCAGUUUAACAUUUGUAUUGAAUUUUCUCUCUCUGUGCACUGUGAAAUCAUAUGUUAAUGAUUCAAUAAGCAUGCUUUAUAUUCUGUAUGCACAUCUAUGAUUAACCUGUUCAAGAGUCUAAAAAAGGUCUUAUUUUGUGGAUCCAUACACACAUGGUUGAACACUGUACUCUGUUUAGAUGUCAUUGUUAACUAGAGAAAUGGAGGGGGACGCAUGGCAAUUGUGAACCCUGGAAAAAAGAACCCUGAAACUUACUCCCAUCUUACAAUAACUCCUUACUGUGAAGUCUUUUUGGAAGGUUUUUGUGUUUUGCUGUCAAUUGCCUCUGCAGAACCUAGUGAUGUUUAUAAUCACUUUACUAGAAAGUUGUUCAGUUGAAGGAACACAAGGCAAUAAAUCCCAGUGGUUGGCCUGGGAUGCUCCCCCAUUGAGACAUACUCCUCUCCACCUCCUACAAACUGCAAAGCGCUGGCUUUUGAAUGCUAAGAACACUAAGCACCAUGAGCCAAAAUACAACACCUUGACAGCCAAAAAGAUAACAGAUUGGAAAAUUUUUUUGAAAUUAGUAAAUGCUUCUGCUGGUCCUAUUAUUGACCAUGAUGCAACCUUGCCAAUAUUCAUUACCCCCCCCCUUAUAGGACAGGAUUCAAUUAAGUUUAUAUCAGCAUUUACCACUACCCACUAUUUAAAGCUUUUAUGGUUCCCCCAUCUCAGAUGCACACUUCAGAAGGUUUUCUUUUCUAUUUUAAAUCAUUGAUUAAAUAAUGAUUAAUUCAUUAUUAUGCAAAUUGCAAAGAUCCAUUGGAGUUUCUGAAGAGUGACUCCCACUGAAUUUUUUAAAAGUCAAAAAUUGGAUGGGAUAGAGAAAUGACCCAGUUGGUAAAAUGCUUACAUGGCAAGCAUAAAGAUUGAAUUCAAUCAACAAACCCCAGAUGACAAGCAUGUGUGGUGACCAGUACUUGCAAUCCCAGUGCCAGGGAGGCAGAGGUAGGAGGAUCCCUGGGGCUCAGAAUAAGUCUCUCUAUCCUAAUUGUUGAGUUCCACACCAAAGGAAGACACUUUUCUGAGGAGAUGGACAGCAACUGAGGAACAAUAGCCAAGGUUGUCCUCUGGACUCCACGUGUAUAUGCCCUCACACACAUAGGAACAUGUGCACGCAGACAGAAAGACCUAUAAGGUAGCUCAAAGCCUUCAAAGGGUUAGAAUUGGGGCUUCUUUUAACUGUUUUGAAAUAUUAAAAAUGUCAGCAGUGUCUAUGGCUCAGUUUAGAGAAUACAGGACUCUGAGUCUCCAGGGUUGGACAUUACCAUCUCAGAUAACCUUUGAUUAGAAGCACUUUGGUGGCAUUACUAUCCUUGAACUUCUUUUGUCACUAGAUACAAACUGCAUGGCUCAAAAGUGGUUGUAUGUUAACUUUGAAAUCAACUAUAGAUUAUAUGUGGACUACAUUCCAGUAAUUUUCCAUGAUUAAGAACAACAUAAAUUCAAUGCAAAUGUUAUACUUUUUAAAAAUCCCAACUUGGAUCAAGAGACUAUUUCAGCUUUGAUUUAUAUUCAAAGAAAUGGACAGAUACCUAUGAGAGAUUUAUGUAAUAAUUAUUUAAUAUAUAUUUGAAGUGUUAAUUUUAAUAUGCUAAAUGUGAUUUUGUUGUAGAUUGUUUGUGGAAUUUUGUCAUGUGGGAAGAACUGCCAAUAAAGUCCCUUAGCAGCAA